AUGGCGCAGCAGACUCAGCCUUACCCCAUACCCUGGGGCCUGCACUACCAGCACAGGGAGUCUUCAACCCCCACAUCAUCAGGUCGUCCGUACGAGCACCCUCACACACAUACCCAUCCACAGUUGUACACGCGACAUGCGCACACACACGCACACACGCUGAUCGACCAGCAUGAGCCGUGUAAGGGAGAAGGGGAGGAGACUCGUCCUGAAUACAGAGACUACACUGCACAAUUGCACAGAUGCAGCUCCUACGGAAAGUGUGGUGAGGAGGUCACGGAAGAACCGCGGGAGAGACAGGAACCAGUCUCCAGCACCGACCACCACCAGCACUGGGACGAGAAAUUAGUAAGCAGUUCCCUCUGUUCUACCUCAGCGCCGACCACAUCAGCCCGCACUGACGCUUCCUCCCCUCAUCAGCACGUCACCACGACACAUGCUGGUGGUGGAAGACGUGGCGCCCUACAGCUGUGGCAGUUCCUGGUCUCCCUGCUAGCUGAGGGGGCGCGGUGCGUCGCCUGGACUGGCCGAGGGCUGGAGUUUAAGCUGCAUGAGCCGGAGGAGGUGGCUCGUCGCUGGGGCGCGCAGAAGAACCGUCCAGCCAUGAACUAUGACAAGCUGUCUCGCUCGCUCCGCUAUUACUACGAGAAGGGAAUCAUGCAAAAAGUCGCAGGAGAACGCUACGUUUACAAAUUCGUUUGCGAUCCGGAAGCCCUGUUCAGCAUGGCAGCUCCACCACGUGCGAGAUCCCCUCCACCCCCUGCGCCCUACGACGUCCUCACCUCCCUAUACGGAGGGGUCUACCCCCAAUACCUCCAACCCCCACCUCAGAGCUCCGACUAUCAGAGACGGUACUAUCACCACCAUAUCAAUCACAGUGGACACUAUGAAGCAUAG
Messenger RNA from Spodoptera exigua (beet armyworm), 897 nucleotides. Lineage: Eukaryota; Metazoa; Arthropoda; Insecta; Lepidoptera; Noctuidae. The record is from the annotation of a GenBank genome assembly.